GAAUUUCGAAUUCGAAAGGACGUUGAAUUUUGGACAAGGAUACGUACGCAAUAAAUGGAAGAUAUUACUGGAAUACAUAUUUCAAGUUUUCAAACAAUCAUCGAAAACUACGAAUCACUAAUUAAAGAACUAAACAACGAUCUUGAUUUCUUUAAGAAUGAACAUGAAAGCCUGAAAAUAAAAAUUUCCAUUAUCCUCGACGAGAAUAAAAGGCUGAAUCAAGAAUUAAAACAAUCGUUCUCCCUCAAGGAAAAUGAAAUUUCACUAUAUCAUGAUCACACUGACCUCACUACAAACUUAAAACAACAAGUUCAAAAGUUAUUAGACGAGAAAGAAUGCACAACGAAAUUGUGGCAGAAUUCAUUGAGAACGAUCGACUUUUUGGAAGGUGAACUAAAGGUUUUCCAAGCUGGAACUCAAGGAUUUGUUCCGAAAAAAGAUGUCGUUAAACUAAAACAAGACUAUGAAGAAAAAUUGAACCAAAUUGAAAGCAAACUGAGUGCUACACAGAGGAAACUAGAAGCAAUCCAAAAAAGUUGUACGCAAGAACUGGGAGCCAAACAUUUGGAAAUAGAUAAAUCCUUGGAAACUCAAGCAGGGGCCUUUAAAAUAGUCAAAAACUUGGAAGAGGAGGUUUUAAAUUUACAAAAACGUCUUCAGGAGUCGGAAAAGAUAAGGUUGAAGCUAGAAAAGAAUAUCAAGGAAAAGGAAGAACUUGUAGAUAGUGUUAAUCAAAACAAUGUUGAAUGCAGAGAGAAAGUUAGAGAAGCUGUGCUGGUGGUCACAGCUGCUUUGAACGAAAAAGAUGCCGCACUUCUUCGAGAGAAGGAAGCUAAGGACGAAACGCAAAAACUGAAUGAAACACUUCAAGAUAUCGUUCGAGAAACGGAAAACAAAAUCAAGAACGAAGUUAAUAAACUUAAAAUAGAACACAAUUUCAAACAAGAGCAGUUGCUAAAAGAUCUGAAGGUUGCCGAAGAAGAAAUUAAGACUAAAUCACUAGAAAUUGAGAAAUAUACAACAAAGUGCAAACUUCUGGAAAAUGAAAUCGAGAAAUUUCAAAGAGGAAUUUUUAACAUCGACGAAAGUAGAACCUCCAAACUACUCGUCCUCGAAAAGAACUUGGAAUCAACCUUUCAAAAACUGUUAGUUUCAGAGAAACAGAAUAUUCAGUUAGUAUCAGAAAAGGACGCCAUUAAAAAUGACUUGGAACAAAUGGCGAGUCACUACGAGAGAACACUGAAAACUAAGGAAAUCGAAAAGAUCACACUCCAAAACAAGAUAAAACAGCUACAAUUGAAUCUGGACGACAGUAAUGGUAACUUGGUGCACUUGACGGAAAAACUAAUAAAUGUCAACAACCGACUAGACGUAAUGGAAAAGGAAUAUUCAGUACAAAGGGAGAAUUAUGAAUCGUCCACGAAACAGUACUAUGAAAAUAGAAUAGUAGAAAUAAACAAUAAUUAUACGAGUAAAAUAAGACAACUUCAGGAUGAGGUAGAUUCUAAAACUGAAAUAAAUAGAAAAUGGAUUACAGAGACGAGGAUUAUCAAAGACAAUUUGGAGAAGCUAAUAGCCGAUUUAAAAGUUGAGAUUCAGAAACUGAAAAGGGAAAACAAGAAAUUGAGGGAAAAAUUGUUAGAGUCCCAUAACAAAAUUGAACAAUACAAAACAUUUAUGGAUUUAAUUUCUAAAGAUGUGAAUAAGAUUAGUAGUAUAGCCAUGGAGAGUGGUAAUGUUAUUUAGUAUAUUAAAAACCUUUUGAUAAUAGUGGCAUCGCGUAAUUAUUUAUCUUAAAAAAUGCUGUGAUUUAUGUUUUCUUUGUUAUAAGGACAGAUCAGCAUGUAAGGUAAUAU
Messenger RNA from Anoplophora glabripennis (Asian longhorned beetle), 1856 nucleotides. RefSeq lists its product as uncharacterized. The transcript is spliced from 7 exons. Gene Ontology annotation, cellular component: centriole. Bases 55 to 1746 code for a protein of 563 amino acids. NCBI's taxonomy places the organism in Eukaryota, Metazoa, Arthropoda, Insecta, Coleoptera, Cerambycidae. Gene Ontology annotation, biological process: clustering of voltage-gated sodium channels; cilium assembly. The record is from RefSeq and is a predicted model, not a curated record.